Papaver somniferum (opium poppy) is the source of this 402-nucleotide messenger RNA. RefSeq lists its product as uncharacterized. Lineage: Eukaryota; Viridiplantae; Streptophyta; Magnoliopsida; Ranunculales; Papaveraceae. Gene Ontology annotation, molecular function: nucleic acid binding; RNA-DNA hybrid ribonuclease activity. The coding region runs from base 1 to 402 and encodes 133 amino acids. The transcript has a single exon. The record is from RefSeq and is a predicted model, not a curated record.
AUGCGUCUAUCAGGCAUCCAUGAUGUGCGCCUCACAAGCAAUUCACAACUCAUUAUCCGGCAGAUAGAUGGGACGUACCAAGCCUCGAAUCCAUGUUUGCAGCGAUACCUUCAACUCGCUAAACACUAUAUCGAGCAGAUACCAAAUAUCACGUUCCGCCACUUAAAUCGAAUCAACAACAGUUAUGCUGAUGCCCUAGCGUUCAUAGCUUCUAUGACAGUUGGCCCUGAAGCUACCAAUGUCAGAAUUGAAAGGGUUUUACUCCCCUCCAUCCCCUUGGAAGGAAACAUGGACAUCCUCGCUGUCGACUCAGUAGCCCAGGAGGAAAGUCUUCCAGAGGAUGACUGGAGGACACCAAUCAUGAAGUAUCUAACUAACGGAUACCUCCCAUCGAUCAGUUAA